GCGGGCGCCUCGGGGCGAGGGGAGGGCCGGGGCACGGCCGGGGGAGGCGGGAGGGAGGGAGGGGAGGCGGCUCCCGUCCCUCUGGGCGGCGGUUUCAAGCGGCGGAGGGGCAGGGCUAAGAUGGCGGCGCGCGGGGCAGGAUGAGCGGCGGCGGGCAGCGCACUCUGCCGCAGGUGUGGCGGGCCCCUGAGGGCAGGGCCCAGCGGAGGGACGCGGCCGGCGACAGCGAUGACGAGCUGCUGCUGGCGGCCGCCGCCGCCGCCGACCCCGGCCCGGCGCAGGGCUUCAGCGAGGCGGCGGGCUCCAUCUGGAUCUACCCCACCAACCUGCCCGUGCGCCCGUACCAGGAGCGCAUGGCCGGCGCCGCGCUGCUGGCCAACACCCUGGUGUGCCUGCCCACCGGGCUGGGCAAGACCUUCGUGGCCGCCGUGGUCAUGUACAACUUCUACCGCUGGUUCCCCUCGGGCAAGGUGCUGUUCCUCGCCCCCACCAAGCCGCUGGUGGCUCAGCAGAUGGAGGCGUGCGGCCGCGUCAUGGGCAUCCCGGCCCGGGACAUGGCGGAGAUGACAGGAGGAACCCAGGCUCUGGGCCGGCGGGAGCUGUGGAACACCAAGAGAGUCUUUUUCCUCACUCCUCAGAUAAUGGUCAAUGACCUCUCUCGUGGGACCUGUCCUGCUGUGGAGAUCAAAUGUCUGGUUAUUGAUGAAGCCCACAAAGCCCUUGGCAAUCAUGCCUACUGCCAGGUCGUGAGGGAGCUGAGCAAAUUCACCAAUCAAUUCCGGGUGCUGGCCCUGAGCGCCACCCCAGGCAGCGACACCAAGGCUGUGCAACAAGUUAUCUCCAACUUGCUGAUUGCUCAGAUAGAGGUGUGUGCUGAAGAUUCUCCGGAAAUUCAGCCUUAUUCUCACGAGAGACAAGUGGAAAAAAUUGUAGUUCCACUUGGGGAAGAACUGGUGGAAAUUCAGAACACUUACAUCAAGGUGCUGGAAGCAUUUGCUGGGCGCCUGAUUAAGGUGGGAGUUUUAUCCAGGAGGGAUAUUCCCAGCCUGACCAAGUACCAGAUCAUCCUGGCAAGGGAUCAGUACAGGAAGAACCCCUCUGCACAAAAUGCAGGAAUCCAUCAAGGCAUCAUUGAAGGAGACUUUGCCCUUUGUAUCAGUCUGUACCACGGGUACGAGCUGCUGCUGCAGAUGGGAAUCCGCUCCUUGUUCAUCUACCUGUUGGGAAUCAUGGAUGGAUCCAAAGGGCUGUCCCGCACCAAGAGCGAGCUGGGGCGCAACGAGGACUUCAUGGAGCUCUACCAGCAGCUUCAGGACAUGUUCUCAGACAUUGCUGUGGCUCCUGAGGGUGGAAGUGUUGGCAAGAGCACAACAGAACUGGAAGGGAAAAAAAAGGAAUUUGUCUACAGCCAUCCAAAAUUAAAGAAAUUGGAGGAGAUUGUAAUAGAACACUUCAGAUCCUGGAAACAGAGAUGUUCUGCAGAUGAAGACAAGAGCGAGGGCUCCCCUGGGGACACGAGGGUGAUGAUCUUCUCCUCGUUCCGGGACAGCGUGCAGGAGAUCGCCGAGAUGCUGGCGCGGCUCCGCCCGGCCGUGCGCGCCAUGACCUUCGUGGGACACUCCUCGGGCAAGAGCACCAAGGGCUUCACCCAGAAGGAGCAGCUGGAGGUGGUGAGGCGUUUCCGGGAGGGCGGGUACAACACCCUGGUGUCCACCUGCGUGGGCGAGGAGGGGCUGGACAUCGGCGAGGUGGAUCUGAUCGUGUGCUUCGACGCGCAGCGCAGCCCCGUGCGCCUGGUGCAGCGCAUGGGCCGCACCGGCCGCCGCCGCCACGGCCGCAUCGUCGUCAUCCUGGCCCAGGGCCGCGAGGAGAGGACCUACAACCAAAGCCAGUGUAACAAAAGGAGCAUCCACAAAGCCAUUUCAGGGAACAAAACCCUUCGUUUCUACCAGCACAGCCCACGGAUGGUUCCAGAAGGCAUCAAUCCCAAAGUGCACAAAAUGUUUAUCACCGCUGAGAAGCAGGAGCAGAGCGCCUCGAGGGGGCUUCCCAAAGAGAGGAGCUGCAGCUCCCUGCAGCACAAAGCUGCUCCCUUUGCCUGUGUCACUGGCCAAAGGCAAAUGAACUCCCGUGAGAGCUGGUCCUUGUCACCUCAGGAGUUUGAAAUAUGGGACAGGCUCUACAGGAUUAAGGACAGUGAUGGGAUAAAGGAGCCAGUAUUGCCUCGAGCUCAGUUUGAAACCUUGGAAAACCUGGAGGAAACACCAAAGCCCGAGGAGGGGGCAGCUCAGGAGCUGUCCCUGUCUGAGUGGAGCAUUUGGCAGAAUCAGCCUCUCCCCACAUCCCUGGUGGAUCACUCGGAUCGUUGUCUCCUCUUCAUCAGGGCCAUAGAGAUGAUGGAGCUGAUGAGGCACCAGCAGGGAGACUGCAGCUAUGAACGGGAGCUCCAGCCUCACCUACGCAUGGAAGAUGUGAACAUUCCAGGCAACAAGAGGAGUCCCUCCGUGGCCAACCCCCCCUGGGAUCAGAGAGCUCGCUGCUCCAGGAGAGACCUGGCAAAAUCCACACCAAAACCAUUCCCACCUGAUGCAGCUGAUAACGAGAGUGAGUUCUUCACCACCUUUAAAAUAACCAAAGCCAAGGCUCCCAGGAGAGCUCCUGGACUCAGUGAGGAAGUGCCUGUGCUGCCUCAGGAUCCUCCUGCCUCUCCCUCAGGAACAAGGCUUGCCGUGCCUGGACACUCUCGCCUGGGCAGUGACAAGGACGAGGGGCUGGAGGUGACGUUUGACUUAAAUGCAUUUAUUGACCUGUGUGAUAGCAGUGACAGCCCUGAAACCCCUGCCAGCCCAGCAGCACAGCAAAACAGCCCUGCAGGUGAAGCAGCACAGCAAAACAGCCCUGCAGGUGAAGCAGCACGGCAAAACAGCCCUGCAGGUGCAGCCGGUGGGGCCCUGGGGAGGACCCACAGGGACUCAGGGUACGAGACCUCCCCCGUGGCCUCAGACCUGUUUUAUCUCCCCGAAUCCUGCAGGGAUUCCUUCAUGCUCCCGGGGCCACCCCAGGAGCCCCCAGGGCUGGAACAAACAUUUUCCCAGGUGCAAAGGCUUUUGUCACAGUCCCCUCCCUCUGGGGAUGAGCUGGAGGGUUUGGAGAGCAUGAUGAGAGAGGAAGGAACAAGAUCUCCUUCCCCAAAAGUUCUCCACGAUGGUCACUCAGAGGCACUGCAGGACAGCGUCUCCCCUGCGUCCCCAAAAGCUGAUCCUUCACUGCUGCUGCUGGAGAAUCCCAAAGUGACAGUUCCCAGGGAAUUCUGUGCCUCAGGAAGUCCCCGUUUGUCCAAAGCUGUGUCAUCUGCCAAGGCUGCUGCCGAUGAAGAGGAGCAGCUGUGGAAUGACAGCUUUGAUGGCCUGUUUGACAGUGAGGAAUUCCCUGAAAUCCCAAACAGUGCUCCCAGCAGGGACCACCCCCUGACAAACGGCCCUUCAAAGGAGCCUUUCCUUCCCAAGGACACGGCAGAGGCUGCCUCUGCAGUUCCUGGUGAGGAGCAGAGUGUCUAUUUGUUUGAGGACGAGGGCAGCCCCGUGAGCACUGAGCCUCCAGGCCGGGCGGGUCCAGCUGGGACCAUCCCUGGGACAGAGGGAGAGCCGGGCAGGGAAUUGCCCUGUGUGAGCCCCAUCCAGCCCUGCAGGGAACCCAUGGGGACAUCAGGAGUGGCCCUGCAGAAGGAUGAUCCCUACGACUGCUCCCAGGACCUGUUCUCUGUCACCUUCGACCUGGGCUUCUCCAUCGAGGACAGCGGGGAUGAGACCCCUGAGGAGAGCAGGAGUGCUGGUGACCCCAAACUGAACGGGGCCCUGGGGACUGCCAGAACAUCCCUGAGGGAUGGCUGCAGGCUGGAAACCUCACCAGGGUGGGACUGCAGGAGGCUUGAGAGGAGGGACGUGUCCACACCGUUGUCAUGCCAGAGCAGGGGCAGGAAUGGCAGGGAAGGGACCGAGGGUGCUCCUGCUGCAGGGCCUGUCCUCGAGUCAGGAGGCAGCAGAAGGGGAAGGGAACCCCCUGAACCUUUGCCUUCAGCACUUCUGACCCCAACAAGCAGGAAGGGUGUGGAUAUCAAAGCUGUCAAAAGAAUUACUAUGAAAGCCAGGGAGCAAAUUCCAGAGGUGCCUCCUGUAGAUCAAGUCAAAGAAAGCCCAUGGAGGCAGAACUUGGGGAGAUCAGCCAUGGAUUCCCCUCCAGGAAGGACAGAAAGCCUGGAAAACACCAAACUCCGUGGAUCCCAUGCUGCAGGACCCAGCAGUGACAGCGAGGAAGAGAUCGUUUUCCAGAGAAAAAACAGGAUAAAAAAGAAUGUUUUGAUGUCUCCUGAUGGGAUGGAUGAGAGCGACCUGGAGCCUCCAGCUCGGGUCACCAGGAAACGCCGGCGCCCUCCCAACGUGUCGGACACAUCCAGCGAGGACAGUGGGGACUUCCAGAGGGGCAGCUCCAGGGCCAGGCCCCGGCCAGGAGGAGCCAAACGUGCCAGGAGCUGGGUGGCAGCCAAGGCUGCAGGCAGGCAGUUCCUGGAGGAGGAGGCCGAGCUGUCCCAGCUGGAUGCUGAGGGGAUCUCGUCGGACGAGAGCGAUGGCAGCGGGGAGGAGCUGAGCACAUCCCUGGCCCAGUUCCUCGAUGAUGAGGGGGAACCCACCCAGGCCCUCAACGUGAGAUGAGGGCAGUUUACCUGAGCUCCGUGCGCAGCCCCGCCCUCGGCAGCCGCUACAAGAUGGUCCAUCGGGAAUUCCACCCCGCGGCCAUCUUCUCCCAGAUCCCCGAGCAGGACGUGUCUUAUGCUGAGGACAGUUUCUGUGUGG
Motacilla alba alba is the source of this 4850-nucleotide messenger RNA. RefSeq names its product FA complementation group M (gene FANCM). The record is from RefSeq and is a predicted model, not a curated record. The coding region runs from base 141 to 4709 and encodes 1522 amino acids. NCBI's taxonomy places the organism in Eukaryota, Metazoa, Chordata, Aves, Passeriformes, Motacillidae. Gene Ontology annotation, molecular function: ATP binding; 3'-5' DNA helicase activity; four-way junction DNA binding. The transcript has 20 exons. Gene Ontology annotation, biological process: interstrand cross-link repair; replication fork reversal; double-strand break repair via synthesis-dependent strand annealing.